AUGUUACAUAGGAACCAGACUCGGACUCAGCCUUGGCUGGCCCCGGAAAAGAUGUUUAGCCGGGCCCCGUCAUGUCCCGUCACCGGGCCCCGUCAUGUCCCCCUCACCGGCCCCCGUUAUGUCCCGUCACAGCGCUCCCCUCAUGUCCCCUCACCGGGCCCCGUCAUAUCCCCUCACCGGCCCCCAUUAUGUCCCGUCACUGCGCCCCCGUCAUGUCCCCUCACCGGCCCCGUCAUGUCCCCUCACCGGCCCCCGUUAUGUCCCGUCACUGCGCCCCCGUCAUGUUCCGUCACCGGGCCCCGUCAUGUCCCGUCACCGCGUCCCCGUUACACCGCUUCUCCGCACCCCCUCACCACUAUACCCUUGCUAUAG
Homalodisca vitripennis (glassy-winged sharpshooter) is the source of this 372-nucleotide messenger RNA. RefSeq names its product extensin-like. NCBI's taxonomy places the organism in Eukaryota, Metazoa, Arthropoda, Insecta, Hemiptera, Cicadellidae. The transcript has a single exon. The coding region runs from base 1 to 372 and encodes 123 amino acids. The record is from RefSeq and is a predicted model, not a curated record.